AUUGAAUAGUAACGUAAGCAUGGGGCUUUGGACAAAUGUUUCCAGGAUGCCUGUCAUGCAAUGAAAUGGGCGCUGCGACCGAUGACUUGUGGGAAAGCUCUCGAUAUCAGGGCUGCUUCCGACUUCAACAUAGCUCGUUGGAACUGUCUGCGCUAUCAUGGCCAUCCUUCACUUCGUUACGACCUCUACAACGCCCUCAAGAGCGCACCAUCGUUGCUUACCUGAAGUCGCGUAGGGGCGCUCCUCGUCCACGAUGAGCGAAGACAAGCCAUUGCAAUCAGAGGGCAUCCUGGAACGCAUCCUCGUAUCGAUCUUGACGGACGAAUCGUCCGAUGACGCUCAACGGGUAGCUGAUCUGGCUCGGCUCACACAAGUCAGCCGGACGUUUUUCUUCCUUGCCGUGGAAUUGCUGUGGAGGGAGAUGCGUGACGUCCUUCCUCUUUUCAAAUUGUUCGCGCUGUUGUGUCCGAUCGCGGCCGAUGCGGACCAAGGAGCGGCGCAGACGUAUUGUCUACGUGGUCCCAUCUCCGCAAAGGAGUGGGACAGAUUCAAGCUUUAUGCUCAGUACAUUAAAUCGGCCGAGAUCUCGUCUCGGUCAUGGACGAUACAUCCUUCCGUGUUGGCACACAUCAGCCAACGAAACGACGGCGCACCUCUUCUACCUUUCCUUCAGGAUCUCGUCUGGACACAGCACUCGUCUCUUGACACAAGUCUAGAGAAGUUCGUAUCGUCGACCACGCGAAGUCUACACUUCAUCUAUGCCGGACAAGGCCACCCCAGAGGCGCGCAAUGCGACGGAACAGAUUUCGCGAUGAAGUUUCUGUUUGAGAGAGUCUCUGCUAGAGCGGCGUCUUUGGAGAAGCUCUGGAUCGAGGGACUCGAUCAUUCCUCCUCCGUGCUCCCGUUCUCCGUCUGCGAGAGUUUGAAUGCGGUCGAGCUCUCGCUCAAGGAUGAACUUGACCCGGACGUGCUGGGAAUGCUCGCUUCCCUCACCUGUCUCACAGAGCUCUGUCUCUGGAACCUCGAGAUGCGCGGCUCGGUAGCGGCUGUACAGCUUGCGGCGGUGAAGACCCUGCGCAUGAGCGGCGACGCUUCUUCGCUCACCAACUUCUUCACUUCCGUGUCACUUCCGGGAAUCGAAACCUUGGAAGCGCGCAUGAGCGCGCAGGAAACAGAGGGGUUCCGAUUAUGCUUCAUGUCUCUCGCAACCAGCUGCGCACAAUCAUUAUCCUCCCUCACCGUAAUUCAGACCAGCAGACCAGGAAACGCUGAUGAAGGGGCGUUCAACUUGCUCAUCAAGCCCCUGUUCCGGAUGCGACAAUUACACUCGGUCGACCUCAACCUGGAGGGCUGGUCAUUCUCAGUCACCGACGGAGACAUGCGGGAAUCAGCGGAAGCAUGGCCGUACAUCUCGACUCUAAGGCUCGUGUACGACGUCGGGCCAAACAAACCCCACAUCACGUCCCUCCUCCACUUCGCCCUCUUCUGCUCGCGACUGGAGUCCAUCCACGUGCCCUCGUUCUCGAUGGAUCGACGUCCACUCCGCCAGUCGUAUCCUAUCUUGUCGCAUGGAUUGCGAACGAUAUCGUUCGAGCCUUCAGACACCCCGAUCGCGGACCCCCGUAACGUAGCGCUGUUCCUGGAUCGCAUCUUCCCGAACUUGAAUGCGGGAGAUGGCGAGCAGCAGGAAGUGGGAGGCCCGGAGGACAGUGAGCAGCAAGAGGCAGCCGUUCCAGCCAGCAGUGAACAACAAGAGGCAGCCCCUCCGGUCGACAGUCCUCAGCAAGAGACAGCUGCUCCGGCUGGAAGUGAGCAGACAGAGACAGCGCCUCCGGUCGAUAGUGCCCAACAAGAGGCCGCUGCUCCAGCUGGCAGCGCACCGCAAGAGACAGCUGCUCCAACCGGCAGCACACAGCAAGAGGCAGCUGCUCCAGCUGGAAGUGAGCAGACAGAGACAGCCGCUCCGAUCGAUAGUGCUCAGCAAGAGGCAGCCGCUCCAGCCGGCAGUGAGCCGCAAGAGACAGCCCCUCCGGUCGACAGUGCUCAGCAAGACGCGAGCCACGAGAUGAAAAACGACUGGAUGGCAGUCUUGACGUUCCUGUCGGAUUUCCAGCUGGUGAGAGAACAUCAGAGGAUACGGGAGGGGCGGGGAUUGCUUCGGCCACUCAGGGACUUGAAGGGCGCUUCCUUGAUUCAGAGAGCUGCUUCUGGCAGGAAUGGCUCCCUAGCUGUGAAUUGAAUUGCUCGACGUGUGCGGUUCUGUCGGUCGAAGUCUUUGUCCGAUGUGAUCGUGGUAGUCCUUUCAGAAAGCUGCUUUGACCGAAGAAUGUUCAGACUACGCUGACGCGUGUAGCGUGUCCAACAGAACGGAAAAAAGCACAGCUGUAUCAGUGCAUAGGAAGUUCAACGUCGCAUAUGCCUGAUGGCAUGCCAGUUACGUGUCUCCUCUUGACCGAUUGAUAGUUUCACUGCAUUUCCCGCUCGCUUGAUUCCGCCACGAGACGUUUCUGUACCAUGCGUCGACACUGCAGAAUGAAUAUCGGCAAUACCUGCUUAGGCAUCUGGCCAACUCCUUACAUUAUGGUCCGGAAAACGUCAGAUGCCACAUCAUG
Molecule: messenger RNA, 2612 nt
Organism: Laetiporus sulphureus 93-53
Lineage: Eukaryota; Fungi; Basidiomycota; Agaricomycetes; Polyporales; Laetiporaceae
Exons: 4
Coding region: 254-2239 (661 amino acids)
Source: RefSeq, a predicted model, not a curated record